CCCUCGGAUGCGCGUCGCAACUCGCCGGUGGGUUUGGUCGCAGCCAGGGCAGCUGGCCCGGCAACCCACGGGGGAAUUCGGUGGCCAAAAGGGGACAGGAGGACAAGGGGGGACUCUGUGGGUGUGUGUCCCCUCCCCAGCUCCCCGCUGCUGGAGGUAUGAGGCGUCUCCCCGUCCUUAGAGGCAGCAUCUGAGCCCCAGCCUGGAAAUAGAGCCCAGAGGGAUGUGGAGCCACAGAGGCAGAGGACCCUGUGACUGACACAACCUCUCCAGCCCACAGCUGAAUGGAAAGAUUGCAGAAGCAACCACUGACCUCCCCUGGGAGCGUCUGUUCCUCCCGCGGGUCCAGCGUCCCCGGAUCGCCCUCCAGCAUCGUGGCUAAAAUGGACAACGAGGUUCUGGGCUACAAGGACCUGGCUGCCAUUCCCAAGGACAAAGCGAUCCUGGACAUCGAGCGCCCCGACUUGAUGAUCUAUGAACCCCAUUUCACCUAUUCCCUCAUGGAGCACGUGGACCUGCCCCGGAGCCGAGAGCGCUCCCUGUCUCCCAAAUCCAUCUCUCCUCCUCCGUCUCCGGAGGCCAUCCGGGAGUGGCUGGAGAGCCGGACCCCCGGCAGUGCCCCCCAGCCCAGCUCCCGCCCGGCCAGCAGCUCAACCCGCAGCAGCGUGCAGCACUUCCACCGACCAGAGACGGACACAACAGAGCUCAACAUCUACAAGAAGCCUCCCAUCUACAGGCAGAAAGACCACCACCCCAGCGCCCACCACGGGAAGCAUCUCAUAGAGGACUUGAUCAUUGAAUCCUCCAAGUUCCCAGCGGCGCAGCCCCCAGACCCAAACCAGCCCGCCAAGAUCGAGACUGACUACUGGCCGUGCCCCCCUUCCCUGGCUGUCGUGGAGACAGAGUGGAGGAGGCGGAUGGCCUCCAAGAGAGGGGAAGAGGAAGAGGAGGACCUGACAGAGGAGAUGAAGAACCUGCGGGAGCUCCAGAGGCAGGAGCUGAGCAAGGUCACCUCCAACCUGGGGAAGCUGAUCCUGAAGGAGGAGAUGGAGAAAUCUCUCCCGAUCCGGAGAAAAACCCGCUCGCUGCCAGACCGGACACCUUUCCACACGUCUCUGCACAUGAGCAGCUACAAGAGCUCCUCGCUGCCCACCUCUGGCAGGAGCACCCUCACCAGGCUGCAGUCAGCAGAGUUCAACUCAGCAGGCAGUGAGAAGGGCAGUCCGGCCCUGCAGAACGGCCAGCGCGGGCGCAUGGAUAGAGGCAAUUCCCUGCCCAGCAUGCUGGAGCAAAAGAUCUACCCCUACGAAAUGCUGAUGGUGACAAACCGAGGCCGUGUCAAGCUGCCUCCUGGUGUGGACAGGACCCGGCUGGAGCGGCACCUUUCCCCUGAGGAUUUCCUGAGGGUCUUCGAGAUGCCCCCCGAGGAGUUCAGCAAGCUGGCCCUCUGGAAGCGCAACGAGCUGAAGAAGAAAGCCUUCCUCUUCUGAGCCCCCAGCUCAGCCCCUGCCACCCCCUCCAACUGCUUUAGGGCUCUCAGCCGGUUUUAUUAGGGACCCCCCGCCCCCCCUCCUCUCUCUCCCCUCACCCCCAGCCCUCCCAGUUCUGCCCCCCUCCCCCCCGCCUCGCUCCUCCUGGGGGAAAAGGGCUAGGGGGGCUCGAAGCUGGCUCUGCUGCCUGGCUCAUGGGGGGGAUAAUGGGGCUGGGGGCAGGCACGGUUCAGCCUGGAGGGGAGGUGAGGGGCUGGGGGGGGGUUGUCUCUGUGUGUUGUGCCCCCCUCUGCCCCCAGGGCACGACAGCAGGGGCAGUGCCUGGCUCUGCUUUGGGCUGGGAGUGUGCAGGCUCCAGUGUGCAGGCAGAGCGGGGGGCUUCCCUCUUCCCUGGGGGGUCAGUGCCCCUCUGCCCCCCUCAGGGUGCUCCUCUGUCUCCCCUCGGGGUGCUCCUCUGCCCCCCCACGCCUUCACCCUAAGAUUUGGGAGGAGUCUGGGGACCCACUCACUGCCAGACCGAGGUGCUCCCAGCAAAGCCAGGCCAGCAUCCCACCUUGUGUCCCCCCCCCCCAUCCAACUGCCCUUUUAACACUCCCCCCUCCCCAAAACCCAGGUCCCUCCUGUGCCAGCCUCUGCAGCACGGACCCGUACACUGCCAAAUCCUGCAGGGCUGGGAUGCUGGUGCCAUGGAGCACCUCGGGAUGGGGCAGGGGGGGGUGGCAGAGUGAGGGUCCCACUGGGACCCCUUGGGGCAGCUCUCACUGCAAUUCUAACUACUGGACUUGUGUGUUUGGGGGGGGGAUUGAAGGUUUGGGGUGAUGAACCAGGGUGAUGCAGCCAGGCAAGAAAGCAGCAGGACAUGGCUCAGUGGGGUCUCGGGUGGCCACGGGGGGUCUGGGUGGUCCUGGGGGUCUGGGCAUGGCUGUAUCCAUGUGUCCCCCCCCCCCGCAGCCGUGCAGGCAGGGCUCGGCACCAGGCAGCACCUUCCUUCCCUUCUCACAACCUUCUUGGGGCACAGUUUUUUGGGCAGGACCCUCCCCUGCCCUCUCACCUCCCCCCCCCCUCCACCCACCCACCCACCCCCCGACUCCCCCACGCUCCCCAGUUUCUGUUUCCAGCCACUUUCCAGCCGCUAGACCUUGUUGGGAUGUAAAGAAUGUAAUUUAUCGGGAAAUCACCGACCCAUACUUGACUUUUCACUGCUACAAAACGACAUAUCUAUAAAUAUAUAUAUAAAUCCGGGUUGGUUUCUGACUGGACGACAGCGAUUCACUCUCUCUGGUUGUUUUUUUUUUUUUGUUAGAAGUUUAUUUUAUUUGCUGGUGUCGGAGAAAUCCGCGUGAAGAGUGAUUUUUUUGCUUACAAUUAAAGGUGAAAUGGCUUUAUCCA
Apus apus (common swift) is the source of this 2879-nucleotide messenger RNA. RefSeq names its product dematin actin binding protein (gene DMTN). Lineage: Eukaryota; Metazoa; Chordata; Aves; Apodiformes; Apodidae. Gene Ontology annotation, cellular component: actin cytoskeleton; plasma membrane. The transcript has 17 exons. Bases 285 to 1490 code for a protein of 401 amino acids. Gene Ontology annotation, molecular function: actin filament binding. Gene Ontology annotation, biological process: cytoskeleton organization; actin filament bundle assembly; lamellipodium assembly. The record is from RefSeq and is a predicted model, not a curated record.